Messenger RNA from Ictalurus furcatus (blue catfish), 7710 nucleotides. RefSeq names its product folylpolyglutamate synthase (gene fpgs). Gene Ontology annotation, molecular function: tetrahydrofolylpolyglutamate synthase activity; ATP binding. Gene Ontology annotation, biological process: tetrahydrofolylpolyglutamate biosynthetic process. The record is from RefSeq and is a predicted model, not a curated record. Lineage: Eukaryota; Metazoa; Chordata; Actinopteri; Siluriformes; Ictaluridae. The transcript is spliced from 15 exons. The coding region runs from base 371 to 2107 and encodes 578 amino acids. Gene Ontology annotation, cellular component: cytoplasm; cytosol; mitochondrion.
GUUGUGUCACACGCAGACCGUUUUAAACCACUGGCAUAUGUUUGCAUGACAAUAGUAGCAUACUACUUUUAGCCAGAAAAUGCGUUUUGUGGUUUCUCGAUCUAAACGGCAGCUGCGUUCAUAUUUGGAGGAACCGCGCACUUUUUUUUUUUUUUAAAGACAUUUAAAUUGACAAAUGCUGUCACAUUACACAAGGCGUCCAGUGUGUAAAGUUAUCUUCAUCAUGUACUGGUGUUGUAUUGAGGGAUGCGAGGCGUGAGUACAGCAUCCUGUACUGACAGGAGGAAGCGCCCCCCUUCCCCCCCACUCUCCCUCCCCCCAUAUUUGGUCAUUUUGCGUCUGUCUUCCUGCGCUCACGCGGCUGAUCGUUAUGACGGCACUGUUGCUACGCGCGCGCGGCCGCUUUACCGCGUUUCGUACGUUUCCGCAGAACGCGAAGUGGUCAAACAGCACGGAACUGGACUUCAGAUUAUCCAGCAUUAAAGCCGCGCCGAGCUACCGAAGAAUGGACUAUCAGGAUGCCAUUUGUACCCUGAACACACUACAGACCAAUGCCAGCGCCCUGGAGCAGGUGCGUCGAGAGCGCGCUCACCCCCAAAUCCAGCUGCAGGCCAUGAGGAGCUUUCUGCAGCGUUCAGGCCUUACGGUGGAGGAACUCGAUCAUCUUAACAUCAUACAUGUAACUGGAACAAAAGGAAAGGGUUCAACGUGUGCCUUCACGGAGAAGGUUCUGAGGAGCUAUGGCUUCCGCACUGGAUUUUACAGUUCUCCACACUUGGUGCAGGUUAGGGAGAGGAUCCGUGUGAAUGGCUGCCCCAUUGGGAAAGAUCUUUUCACCAAAUACUUUUGGCAGGUUUACACCCGGCUGGACGAAACUAAGGAUACGCAUGGUGGCAGUAUGCCAGCGUAUUUCCGCUUCCUGACCAUCCUCGCCUUCCACGUAUUCCUGCAGGAGAAGGUGGACGUGGCAAUCAUUGAGGUGGGAAUAGGUGGUGCCUAUGACUGCACCAACAUAAUCCGGAGACCGUGGGUGUGUGGGAUUUCCUCGUUGGGCAUUGACCACACCAGCAUUCUUGGGGAUACAAUCGAGAAGAUUGCCUGGCAGAAGGGAGGAAUAUUUAAGCCUGGAGUUCCAGCAUUCAUUGUGAAUCAACCAGAGGGACCAAUGAAAGUUCUUCAGGAGAGAGCAGAAGAGAUUGGGUGCCCGUUGUUUUUGUGCCCUGAGUUGGCUCAAUACCGGAGUUCUGAGGAGGUGAAAUUGGGUUUGGCCGGACAGCACCAGUGGUCCAACGCCUCACUUGCGUUACAGCUCACACACUGCUGGCUCCAGAGGCGCUGCAGCACAGAUCCAGCGGUUACUUCUGCAUCUGGUUUUAGUGGCCUUCAUGCAGCUUCGGUGUUUGAGCCAAGUCCUCACAUGCUGAAAGGUCUGGCUGAGACUGAAUGGCUGGGCCGGACUCAGACCCUGAGGCGUGGCAGCGUCACGUACUUCCUGGAUGGUGCUCACACCACGCGCAGCAUGCAGGCGUGUGUGAACUGGUUCAGCGAGGUGGCUGCACAACAUGAGAAAAACGCCAUGGGUUCAGUGGUGCGAGUGCUGCUGUUUAAUGCCACUGGAGAGCGGGAUUGCGGUGCUAUGCUCAAGCUGCUCGUGCCAUGUCAUUUCGAUUUUGCAGUUUUCUGUCCUAACAUCACGGAGGCCAUUGCUGACUGCAAUGCAGACCAACAGAACUUCAAUGUGUCUGUAGAGCACAUGCUCACACGCUGCCUGGACAAUCAGCAGAGCUGGCGCAUUCUCAACGGUAUCGAGGAGGAGGGGCCAGAGUCACAGCUUCUGAUUGGGGGUGGUGUCCAUCUGCCUCUGAGACUGGAGAGAAGUGGUGCCUCGUUAGUUUUCCCCUGCAUCUUGAGUGCUCUUCAGUGGAUCACACAGGGACGUGACCCACUUGUGUCCGAUUCCACUAAACACAUCAUGCCUGUCAAAGCUAGUGUCAAUGCUAAAGCAGUGCCACUAAGAGAGGCCGCUAAUGUGCAUGUGCUAAUCACAGGCAGCUUGCACUUAGUAGGAGGAGCCCUGAAACACCUCGUACCUGCCCUGUCAUCCUAACACAAUAUUUAGUUUGUGUAUGUGACUGGGAGAGUGUGCGUGACUUGGAGGUCCCCAGUAUGUUUUUGCACUGUGAUAUGAAAAAGCUAAAUUAUGCUCUACAGUGGUGUGCUUGAAAGUUUGUGAACCUUUUUAGAAUUUUCUAUAGUUCUGCAUGAAUAUGACCUAAAACAUAAGAUUUUUACACAUGUCCUAACCGUAGAUAAAUAGAACCAAAUUAAACAAAUGAGACCUAAAUGUUGUACUUGGUCAUUUAUUUAUUGCAGGAAAUUAUCGAAUAUUACACGUCGGAGUUGCAAAAGUAUGUGAACAUUUGCUUUCAGUAUCUGGUGUGAGCCCCUUGUGCAGCGAUAACUGCAACUAAACAUUUCCAGUAAUUGUUUCAGUCCUGCAGAGGGCGCACACUCACACCUGAUGGUCAUCCCAUUGAUUGAAAACACCUGACUCUAAUUUCACAUUCAAAUUAAUCUACUAAUCCUAGAGGUUCACAUACUUUUGCCAUUCACAGAUAUGAAAUAUUGGAUCAUUUUCCUCAAUAAAUAAGUGACCAAGUAUAAUAUUCUUGUUUCACUUGUUUAUUUGGGAUCUCUUGAGCUACGUUUAAGACUUGUGUAAAAAUCUGAUGAUGUUUUGGGUCGUAUUUAUUCAGAUAUAUAGGAAUUUUUAAAGGGUUCACAAAUUUACAAGCACCACUAUAUCUAAGAUUUAAAAACUUACUGAAUAUACCUGCUAAAUUUGAAGCAGGAGUCUGAAGCACUUAGCUUUUCACCUGUGCUUUCCUUCUGUUGGGAGUGUUCACAGAGCCUGUUUAAACACUGCUUAACCCUAGUCUUAGUACCCUGUCAGUUGUCUUAAAUAUCAAAUCUUCUGACAUUUCAGGACUGGGAUUAAUCUGUCCAGGAUAUCCUUUCAUAUACAGUCAGGAUAACACUGAAUUUAUUUAUAGGCCUGCAGCCAAAACUGCAAACGUCAUGCUAUCAAAUGUUCAGUGUCCCUUGAUUAUGCAUUUUCAUAUACUGCCCUGUUCCCAAUUUGCUUUUCUUUUUAUGUGCUACAAAUCAUAGUAUUCAGGUUUCCUAUACUGUUUGGGAUUUGAUGCAUGUGAUUGAUUUCUGGUAAACAGAACUUAUCCAAACAUAAUUUCUCAUUGGUGUGUAUACUCUGUGUUAAGUAUUGAUUCAUUUAGAAUUCUCGAAGUGGGCUACACCCAAAACUAUAUAACACUGUCAAUGCACUAUUUUGCUAUCUCAUGAGUACACACAGUGCCCUCAAAAAUAAGAAUGAGUAAAACUGACUAUAUAACGUAAACAAUAAACACAAUUCAAAUUUCUUAUACAAAACCAUCUGAGAAACUAUCAGUCUUUGUUUUAACAAAUUCUAUUAGAACUACUUUUAAGAAUACUUUUACUGUCUCUUCAAAACAUUUGUCUAAAUUCCUAAAACUCAUAACUAAGAGAGACUGAAAGCAGACAUGAGGAGGGAGACAGAAUCUGAUCACCCCGCUGCUGCGGUGCCCUUUUAUAUUCUCUGCUUCUCUGUGAGGCUGAGCAGCCAUGUUCUGUUCCUCUGCCAUGUGCUGGUUCACACUCCGAAACAGUGAUGCUGAAAUGGUGCUGUCCUUUCAGGACCCUGUUGGCAUACGUGCGAGGAGCGUGUAGAGCGAGGAUUUUAGUGAGUCUGUUCCAGAAGCAGCCUUGCGAGCCCAAGCCAUGACGCUACCUCCACCAUGAAUCACAGAUGAGCUCGUAUGUUUUGGAUCAUGAGCAGAUCCGUUCUUUCUCCACACUUUGGCCUUUCCAUCACUUUGAUAAAGGUUGAUCUUGAUGCCAGAUCUCUGUAUUUCUUUGCCAAUUCCAAUCUGGCUUUUUGAUUCUUAUGCUGAGUGGUUUGCAUCUUGUGGUAUGGCCUCUGUAUUUCUGCUCUCGAAGUCUUCGAACAGUGGAUCGUGAUGCCUUCACCCCUGCCCUGUGGAGGAUGUUGAUGUCACUAACUGCUGUUUUUGAGUUUUUCUUCACAGCUCUCACAAUGUUUCAGUUGUUGUUUUCUUGGGUUGACCCAGUUGGUAUCUGUUGCUCAGUACACCAGUGGUUUCUUUAUUUUUCAGGACAUUCCAAAUUGUUGUAUUGGUGAUGCUCAGUAUUUGUGCGAUCCCUCUGUUUGAUUUUCCCUCUUUUCUCAGCUUCAGAAUAGCUUGCUUUUCUAAUCAGAGCUGUCUGAUCUUCGUGUUUGCUUAUACUUUUUAACACCUGCAGUCUUCACAGGUGAAACCGAAGGCUAAACCUACAAGAUGCUCAGAGCUAUUUAUUGUUUAAACAGUCAGGCUAGCAGGACACACCUGGGUAACGAGACACCUGGCAGGUCACAUGUUUCAGUAUUUCUGCUCGCAUACAAAAAACACCUACAUAUAACUACCAGGAAAUUAAAGCUGAAAUUGUAAACUCUUCUGAUGUUCAUCUUGUGGUCUCAAACCCAAAUGUCGUCAAUCUACAGCAACAAUUUAAUUGGCUUUCCAGUAGUUUUAGGAGGGACUGUAUAUGGAGCAACGGCUCAAAUAUGGUACUCCAAUUUGUCUUUGAGUUCGGUACAGCAGUGUUUAGAUCAGGCUUAAGAGUGAAUCAACCUCAAAUCACCACGUUUUAAUAAAUGUUUCUGACUGACCAUCUUAGAUUUGCUACAUACUUUCUGCCACCAUCAAUGCCAUAAAUAAAUAAUGUCACCAUUCUCAAUAAGUAAGGUGUAAAAUUUGAGGCUUGCAUCUGUGUUAGUUUGAGAUAUAGAGGCUUUAAUAAAGGGGUGUGGCCCUGUGAAAAUGAGUGCUAUGGAAAAGUUACAAUGUCCAUUACUUUUGAACUAUUCAUGCUAGAUGUAUGAAAUCUCAGGGAUUGUUGUCUACUAUAAGAUAACUUAAAGGGCCACAGUUGUAUACUUGCCAAUUUAUGACCGUCCUAUUAUCUUUGGGGUCAGUUUGACCCAAUGUUUAACGUCUGUGAAUACAUGAAUGACACAAUUUUCUUUGCUUUUCCUAAUUUAAUGGGGACAACUUGGUAAACACAAAAUUAACAUGAUAUUUUUUAUGUCCUGUACACAUUUUGUAGCAUUUGGACAUUGUAACAUUUUGUUCUUUGGGCCGCCCCAGGCUCUGUUAGCUGUAGAACAUAAGAAAUAUCAAAAUUUUUACAUGCAUUUAUUUUGGUUGUUUUAUUAAGGUCACUAUCACCUGCUAUAAUUUUAUAUAUUCAAUAUACAGUUGCAAUCAAAAUUAUUCAACCUCCAUCAGGUUUAUUGUCAAAAUUUUGACUUUCAGCUGUUUGCAAUGAACAAAUCAAACAAAAGCAAUUGAAAUAGUUCAACACAACAAAUGCUUCAAGUGUUCAAGACUUCUCCAGUCUCAAAAUGAUUCAACCCCCUGAAGAGAAUCCCUCAAAACAGCACAAAUAUGCAAAACAGGUGUUGUCUCAAGCACACCUGAUGCAACUGAUCGAGGGCUUCAUUAGAUGCACCAGGUGUGCUUGAGCUGGAACACAUGAAAUACCUGAACUGGCUAGGGGCAGAAAAUUUAUGAAAUACCUGGACGGGGCAGAAAAAGGAAGAUAUCAACAGCUGCAAGCAGAUUUGUGAGAAGGCAGGUUGUGAAAAACCCUCCAGUGACUGCGAAAGACCUGCAGCAAGACCUGGUGUAACAGGCGCUGAGGUUUCAGUGAGCACAGUAAGGUGUGUACUAAACACAGGUGGUUUCCAUGCCAGGACUCCAAGACGUUCACCACUACUGACCCAAAAGCACAAGAAAAGUUGCUCAAAAUCAUAUAAAUAAUCCACAGAAGUUUUGGGAUUCUGUUCUGUGGAGCGAUGAAACAAAUCUGGAACUUUUCAGCACGAUGGAUCAGCGGUAUGUCUGGAGGAAGAAGAAUGAAGAAAGAACACUCUGUCCACAGUCGAGCAUGGUGGAGGCUCGGUGAUGCUCUGCGGCUGCUUUGCAUCCUCUGGCACUGGAAACCUGCAGCGUGUGGAAGGUGAGAUGGAUUCACUGAAGUAUCAGAAAUUCUCAGGAGAAAACGUCAUGCCAUCUGUGAGAAAGUUGAAGCUUGGGCGUCAUCGGACCUUCCGACAGGACAGUGAUCCCAAGCGCACCUCAAAUCCACCAAGGCUUGGUUACAGAAGUCGUCCUGAUUAUUGUGCAGGGCUAUCAAGAUUUACUUUACCCUUUUAUUUUAACUUUACCCUCGCAAGGGCACAUCAAAAGGUUUGAAGUGGAUGUGGCCACUUUUAAUUAAAUGGCUAUAUCUCUUGAAGGGAAUCAGAAAUUUUCAACAAACUUGGUAAACUUAUGUAGGGGCCCAGUCUGAGGGAACUUGGCAAAAAUGGAGGAGUUUGGCCACUUGGUAGUGCUAUAAUAGUAAGAAAACUUGAAAAUUGCUGUAUAAAUGGUGGGAAAGGUUAGAAGUGUAUCAGAAAUCUUGAAAAUGUGAUGAAAAGCUGACUCCCAAAGUUGACUUUGCUUUAUAACUCAUUAUGUUGGUGGUGGAAAGGACUUGAGUAAUUGUACUUUUUUGCAAUACUUCAGUAUUAUUUUGGGGUAUUUAUACUUUACUUGAGUGCUUGAGUGGAAUUGAAUACUUGAACCCAAUUACGUUUCCUAGAAGAAAAACUUUUUACUCCUUGUAUUUUAUAUUAUUCGUUACAAAUCCCAACGCUCUCUUUUUCUCUUCUCCAGCCAAUGCCUGGAUGCUGCAGAUCAACUGAAUCAGCUCCUGAGCAUCUUUUUGUAGCAUUUUGUUCACAUUUCAGUUAAAGUAUUCAGUCAAAUUCUUCGAUCUAGACAAAGCUUUCAAAAAUCAGGCACAUUCAUCUAUCUGCUGCGACCUCGUUCAUUUCAUCAUGUUCCAACAUUUCAAACUUUCUUACAUUUUAAAGCUGGAGUACAUUUAUUAGACUUCUUUCACUGGAGUACAGUUUUGGCGGGAUACUUCCACUUUUAACGGAGUAAGAUUUUUACACCUUAUCUGUACUUUCACUUAAGUACAAUUUCUCAGUACGUUUCCCACCCCUGAAUGUUCUGAAUGAAUUGGCAAAAAGCAGGCUGUCACCAGUAACCAAACAAGUAAGCAGGAUUGAUCUUCUGCUAGCAAUAAUAAUUCUGUGUCAGUGAUAAAGACUGGGGGCCAUAGUAAUACUAAUGGUAUCAGUUAACAUUUAUUAUUUUUUAAAUAAUACAAUAAAUAUACUACAAUUGAACAUCAUCUUUGGCAGAGUUACAACAUCCUGGCUCUGUCACCAUUUCACAAUUAAGGGCAUGCCUUUAUUCAUCUAAGCAUUUGAAAUGUAUAUCAUAGCAAUAAAGAUGCGAUUGGAAUCAAAUCAAUUUCAGCUUGGAAUAACAUUAAGAGAAUGAAAAACUUUCAUCAUUUUCAUGCAUACAGAAAGGCUUUAAUGCUUCAAAAGACAUACAAGGGUGCGUGGCCACAGUAAAUUUGAAUUUAUUGACACAAAAAAACAAUAUAUCUUCUAUCCUCUCUUACACAGGUUUAACAAGACCUUAAAACAGACAACACAACAAAAGACAAAUAUUCAAAAAAAAAAAAAAAACAAACAAAAAAAAAAACAAA